Messenger RNA from Gordionus sp. m RMFG-2023, 993 nucleotides. Its product is annotated as zinc finger BED domain-containing protein 4-like. The coding region runs from base 1 to 993 and encodes 330 amino acids. The record is from RefSeq and is a predicted model, not a curated record. Gene Ontology annotation, molecular function: DNA binding. Lineage: Eukaryota; Metazoa; Nematomorpha; Gordioida; Chordodea; Parachordodidae. The transcript has 2 exons.
AUGGUUUCUGAAUUAUGGAAAUAUUUUGAUAAAGAUGAAGGUAAUUUUGCAAAAUGCGUCAUCUGCGGAAUUCUAAUUUCACGGGGAGGAAUACUGAAAAAUUCCUUCAAUACAACUAACAUUAGGAAACAUCUGAAGCGUUGCCAUCAAAAGGAAUUCGAAGAGCUAACACAAAAAGAACGAGAAAUAUUAGAAAAAACAAAUCAAAUUUUCAAAAAAAAGAGCCCUGAAAGGGAAAUGAUAGCGUGUGACCACCAGCCGAUUUCUAUCUUGGAGGAUAUAGGCUUUAAAAGGCUUUUACAUCAUUUAUGUCCAAAUUACAAAAUUCCCAAUAGAAAGUAUUUUUCGCAAGGAGUUAUUCCAGAUAUAUAUGAAAAACUCUCCGAAAAAAUUCGUAAAGAAAUUUUGGUUGACGAUUCUUUUUUAUCCUUUACGGUAGAUAUAUGGACUAGAAAUUCAGGUGGCGAUUCUCACAUCUCAUUAACAUGCCACUAUAUAAACCAAAAUUUUCAACAAAUUAAUAGAGUUCUAAAUGUUAAAACAUUUAAUGAGUCGCAUACAGCAAUAAAUAUUGCUCAAAUUUUAGAUGAAAUUAUUAAUUAUUGGGGUAUAAAGAAAAAUAAAUUACACCUAAUCAUUAGAGAUAAUGCACCCAAUAUAACUUUGGCCAUGAAAAAUGGGAAAUUUCAAAGGGUUUCGUGUUUUGCACAUAGUUUGCAAUUGGUUGCACAGGCAGCAAUUUUAUCACAGAGAUCUAUUAUUGACAUGCUUGCCCGGGUUAGAAAAAUAGUAGGACACUUUAAACAUUCUUCUAUUGCACAAAAUUGUCUAAAAGAAAUCCAAAUUCGAUUAAGUCUAGCCCAGCACAAAUUAAUCCAGGAUGUGCCCACCCGUUGGGAUUCUACCUAUUAUAUGCUCGAAAGAUUGAUAGAACAAAAAAGGGCGGUACAGCUGUUCAUUAUCGAUAAUCCUAAUUUGGGAUGGCAUCUAUGA